UGGGUUUACCAAUGCAAAAUCUUUAGCGUUUCGUUCUUCUCUUACUUGGGAUUCUUGACCUUGAUUCUUUGUUCUCACAGAAAGUUCUCUCGACUUUUGUGAGUUUAAGAGAGUUAGGCUUGUUUUGUCGAGAGUGAUUCUUAUGAAAAAGAUGACUUCUUUAAGGUGUUUUUUGAGUUCUAUAAUCGUGGGCUAAUAACUGUCUCUUCUGCUCCAGUGAGAGUUGCUGAAGAUGAAAGAUAGAGAAAGCGAUAGGAUUCUUGACAACAGAAUCUUCGUGGGAGUUGUCACUGAGAGGCAGCUUCAAGAUACUUUUCACCGCUACGGAAAUAUCAUCGAGUGUCAGAUCAUGGUGGAGAAAGAUACUGGCCGCGCACGUGGUUUUGGGUUUAUUACAUUCAGUGAUCGCCGAGGAGCUGAUGAUGCAAUUAAACACAUGCACGGGAAGGAGUUGGGUGGUAGGGUCAUCUCGGUGAACAAGGCUGAGCCUAAGGCUGGUGGGGGAGAGGAUGGAGGCUAUUCCAUCACAAGGAAAGGUGCUGAAGAUGAGUGCUUUAAGUGUGGGGGUCGUGGUCAUUGGGCACGAGAAUGCCCAUCAACUGGUGGUGAUCGAGGACGGUACAGAGAUCCUUCUGCAUCCGUCCGCUCUAGAAUUGGUUCAUAUGAUGGACACCGAGAUCGCUAUGACCGCUACAUGGAUGAUCGUCGUGAUGGUGGACGGUAUAGUAGCUACAGAGACUGCUUUGAAGGUGGAGGCAAGUAUGAAGCUCGUGACUUAUAUCCAGUGGAGAGGUAUGGUCCACCAGGAGACCGUUUGGUGAGUGAUAGGUAUGGGAUGCCUGAACGCCAUCAUCAUCAUCUUGAGGACGAGUACGGCAGGGGAGAGAGAGGCUAUGAUAGGGACAUAUACUCAAGUGAUAGGUAUGGAGCUAUGGGACGGUUACGUGAUGAGGGAAGAGGCUAUAGAAGCAGAGCAGGUCCUUAUGACCGUCCUAGCCGAUCUGGAGGCCGAUCUUCUUCAUAUGAACGUUGCUAGUUUAUUCGCGUAACGGAUAUCAAUGCUUGUCUUUUUGAGAUUAGGGAUGUAUCAGAAUUGUUUUCUCUCAGAUGGAACUCGAAUUGUAGAACUAAAAUAGUUAUGUUCUUAAUAAACUUGUUGAUUCCCACAAGAAACUCAAUGCAUUCCAAACUCUAUACACUCAUCACAUACUCUUCCAUACGUUUUAGACAACACUUGAAACAGAUUUUUCAUUUUUCAUGAAAAUUAAAAAGAGGAAAUUUGGCAUUACAACAACAACAAAAAAUAGAGGAAGAAACACAAGACAAAAAGUUACACAAUCUCUUAUCUUUUUACCCACGAAGUUGUCCGAUGUAGAAAUCAUCGAUCAUGUCGAAAACACGAGUCGCGUGUUGUGGUCCGAAAAAGCCAUCAGUAGAAUCAUCGCCAGCAUGA
Molecule: messenger RNA, 1453 nt
Organism: Brassica rapa (field mustard)
Lineage: Eukaryota; Viridiplantae; Streptophyta; Magnoliopsida; Brassicales; Brassicaceae
Product: glycine-rich RNA-binding protein RZ1B
Cellular component (GO): nucleus
Molecular function (GO): mRNA binding; zinc ion binding
Source: RefSeq, a predicted model, not a curated record